Manis pentadactyla (Chinese pangolin) is the source of this 3508-nucleotide messenger RNA. It is a transcript of the gene UBQLN4, whose product is annotated as ubiquilin 4. The record is from RefSeq and is a predicted model, not a curated record. Gene Ontology annotation, cellular component: cytosol. NCBI's taxonomy places the organism in Eukaryota, Metazoa, Chordata, Mammalia, Pholidota, Manidae. Gene Ontology annotation, molecular function: polyubiquitin modification-dependent protein binding. Bases 51 to 1856 code for a protein of 601 amino acids. Gene Ontology annotation, biological process: ubiquitin-dependent protein catabolic process. The transcript is spliced from 11 exons.
AGGAGGUGGAGCCGGGGCGGGCUGGCGGGCGGCCGGGUGGCGGCGGCGGCAUGGCGGAGCCGAGCGGGGCGGAGACGAGGCCCCCCAUUCGGGUCACCGUCAAGACCCCCAAGGACAAGGAGGAAAUCGUGAUCUGCGAUCGAGCUUCGGUCAAGGAGUUCAAAGAGGAAAUCUCCAGGAGGUUUAAGGCUCAGCAGGAUCAGCUGGUCCUGAUCUUCGCAGGCAAGAUCCUCAAGGACGGGGACACGCUGAACCAGCAUGGGAUCAAGGAUGGGCUCACUGUCCAUCUGGUCAUCAAGACCCCUCAGAAGGCUCAAGAUCCAGCUGCUGCCACUGCGUCUUCCCCCUCCACUCCAGACCCUGCUUCAGCGCCCUCCACCACGCCUGCUUCCCCCGCCACCCCUGCCCAGCCGUCCACCUCUGGCAGUGCCACUUCGGAUGCUGGCAGCGGAAGCCAGAGGAGCAGUGGGGGGGGGCCUUCCCCAGGGGCUGGGGAGGGAUCUCCCAGUACUACUGCAUCCAUACUCUCUGGCUUUGGGGGCAUCCUAGGCCUGGGCAGCCUGGGCCUGGGCUCUGCCAACUUCAUGGAGCUGCAACAGCAGAUGCAGAGGCAGCUGAUGUCCAAUCCUGAGAUGCUAUCUCAGAUCAUGGAGAACCCCCUGGUCCAGGACAUGAUGUCUAACCCCGAUCUGAUGCGCCACAUGAUCAUGGCCAACCCCCAGAUGCAGCAGCUGAUGGAGCGGAACCCUGAGAUCAGCCACAUGCUCAACAACCCAGAACUCAUGAGGCAGACAAUGGAACUUGCUCGGAAUCCAGCCAUGAUGCAGGAGAUGAUGCGGAACCAGGACCGGGCCCUGAGCAACCUGGAGAGCAUCCCCGGGGGGUAUAAUGCCCUUCGCCGCAUGUACACGGACAUUCAAGAGCCCAUGUUCAGUGCCGCUCGGGAACAGUUUGGCAACAAUCCCUUCUCUUCCCUGGCCGGGAACUCCGACAGCUCGUCCUCCCAGCCUCUGCGGACUGAGAAUCGAGAGCCCCUCCCUAACCCCUGGAGCCCCUCGCCCCCCACCUCCCAGGCCCCCGGGUCCGGUGGGGAGGGCACCGGAGGAUCGGGGACCAGCCAGGUGCACCCGACAGUCUCGAACCCCUUUGGGAUCAAUGCGGCUAGCCUGGGGUCAGGGAUGUUCAAUAGCCCAGAAAUGCAGGCCCUGCUCCAGCAGAUCUCUGAGAACCCCCAGCUGAUGCAGAACGUGAUCUCAGCCCCCUACAUGCGCAGCAUGAUGCAGACGCUUGCCCAGAACCCUGACUUCGCUGCUCAGAUGAUGGUGAACGUGCCGCUCUUCGCGGGGAACCCCCAGCUGCAGGAGCAGCUCCGCCUGCAGCUCCCAGUCUUCCUGCAGCAGAUGCAGAACCCAGAGUCACUCUCCAUCCUUACAAAUCCCCGCGCCAUGCAGGCGCUGCUGCAGAUCCAGCAGGGACUGCAGACCUUGCAGACUGAGGCCCCUGGGCUGGUACCCAGCCUUGGCUCCUUUGGGAUGUCCCGGACCCCAGCACCCUCUGCGGGCAGCAACCCUGGGUCUGCGCCCGAGGCCCCCACCUCCUCACCGGCCCCGCCAGCCACGUCUUCUCCAACAGGGGCUUCCAGUGCUCAGCAGCAGCUCAUGCAGCAGAUGAUCCAGCUUUUGGCUGCCAGUGGAAACUCACAGGUGCAGACGCCAGAAGUGAGAUUUCAGCAGCAACUGGAGCAGCUCAACUCCAUGGGCUUCAUCAAUCGUGAGGCCAACCUGCAGGCCCUGAUUGCCACGGGAGGGGACAUCAACGCAGCUAUCGAGAGACUCCUAGGCUCUCAGCUCUCCUAACCCUUCUGCCCAUGCCUCCUGCCUCUCCAGCAUCUGGUUCCUCUGUUAAUCCUUACCCUCUGCAGCUUGUCAUCCCUUCUGUCUCCUCCCUUGUCCUGUUCAGAGAGCAGGGUGACAGUAGAGGUGUGGGUCUCAACCCUAUAGCUCUGUUUGAAAAUUUUGGUUUUACUUCUACAUCUCUUACAGAAUCUUCUCUCCUGGUCCUGCUUGAGCAGAGCUGUUUAAACAGCUGUCACAGUUGUGUUGAUUGGCCCCACCUCCUUGCCCCACAACCACCUUUUGCUGUCUUCAGACUUCUCGGUGGCAGUGCCAAGCUGAAGGUUCACUGAAACAGGGUCUCCAUCUGUACCACUAGGGUUUGCUUGUCUUACAUUUACUUUGGAAACUCUCUUCUUUCUCUCUGCCAUUCCCUCCCACCUCCAGCCUGCCCAGUGCUGGGAUUUCAUUCUCUGAAGGAGGGCAAGUGAAACAGGCUGGACUUUUCCUCCUCACUCCCUAAUCUGGUCACUGCGUCCAGGACCUUUUCAUGGGGUCUGCUGGGGCUUCCAAGGAGAGGAAGACGCCUCUUCUCCGCCUAAAGGGGGAGAUGAGACACAGCCCCUCUAGAAGAGGAAAGAGCACGCCCUGGACCAGCCCAAUGGAGAUGGUGCAGAGGAGGGGGAGAUGAGAUUUUAUGGAGGAGGGAAUGGAGAAAACAGCCAGAGUGAAAGGCUUGGAAGGUGGAAUUGACAGUUAGGGAGUGGAAGCACCAAUGGCUCUUUUAGGCAGGUGAGUCCCGGCCCAGGCCUGGCAGGGAAGACUUAGAGAUGCUAAUGGGAUUGGAGUUGAGGAACAGGCCUCAAUGAAGCUAAGUGAUAUGGCUCACAAGGGAUUAUACUGACUCCAUUUCCUCAAACACACGUGCUUAUUUACACACUCACACAUUUCCAUGAACCCAAAACCUGCCCGUGUCCCCAGAUUCCACUGAUUUGAGCCCGCCUCAAAAGACAUGAAGGGGGUUGGGGUCUGUCAGCAGUGGAUGUGGGGGGGGGUGCCUGGGUGCAUGUGUGCACUCAUACAUGGGAGGGUGGAUUCUUUGUUGAUUCUGGUUCAGAGCUCUCUCCCACCAGGGAGAAGUAGGCAGAAAGGCCAGUCUAGGGCAGGAGUACAUACAGCCCAGAGAGCUAGAUCCCUUGGAACUCUGGGUGCUGGGUAAGCAAGGGUAGUGUGGGUACUCCUGAUGCUGUCAGGGCUAUGACCAGCACCCCUGUCACCUUCCCCCCAUUGCUUUUGGGGAAUAUUAGAGGGCUCUUUCCCUUGAGAGCCCCUGGCCUUGGCAUCCUAACCCCUGCCCUUUGAGUUCUUCACUGUUUUCUUCUAGGCCAGAAAGUUGUAUGUGAGGAAGGAAAGGAGGAUGGCAAUGAUGCUCUGAUCUGGAAUUGGACUUGCUCUUCUGGAGCACAAAGGAGGCUCAUAUCACCUCCCCUCUGUGCCGCUUAGCCCAGCUGCUUGCAGGCCCCAAGAAUGAGAAUCUGGAGGCAUGAGGAACAGAACUUUGUCCAAGUGGGAAAGGGUCCCAAGCAAUCCAGAGAGGAUGUCUGUGGCUUUCCCUCCCUACCUCCCCCACCUCCCACACUGGCCUUUGUAAAUAAAUGACGUGGUCUUUGUUGUGA